This is a messenger RNA of Penicillium longicatenatum, 1092 nucleotides long. RefSeq names its product FAD-dependent oxidoreductase. Gene Ontology annotation, molecular function: D-amino-acid oxidase activity; FAD binding. The transcript has 6 exons. Lineage: Eukaryota; Fungi; Ascomycota; Eurotiomycetes; Eurotiales; Aspergillaceae. The record is from RefSeq and is a predicted model, not a curated record. The coding region runs from base 1 to 1092 and encodes 363 amino acids.
AUGUCGAACAAUAUUGUGAUUUUGGGAGCUGGUGUCACGGGUUUGACAACCGCUUACCUGUUGUCCCAAGACCCCGCAAACAAAAUUACUGUUAUUGCAAAGCAUAUGCCGGGAGACUAUGACAUCGAGUAUGCUUCUCCAUGGGCGGGGGCCAACUACAUGCCGGUCGGCAAAGAGGGUAGCAAUCAUCAAGCGUGGGAGUCGGCCACUUGGCCCGCCCUGCAGGAAUUGUGCAAGAAAUACCCCGAGGCAGGAAUUCAUUUUCGAGAUUCGUUGAUCUAUAACCGCAAGAAGGAUCAAGAGUCUGCCACAGGCCAAUGGUUCUCGGAAUUGGUGCAGCCUAAUCCAUGGUAUAAGGAUGUCGUUCCUAAUUUCGAGGCAAUUCCCGAGAGUCAUUUGGCGCCAGGUAUUGACAAUGCUCAGAAGUUCACAUCUGUCUGCAUCAACACGGCAGUCUAUCUACCAUGGCUUGUCGGUCAGUGUGUGAAAGCCGGCGCAGUCUUCAAGAGAGCCAUAGUCAAACAUAUUUCCGAGGCGGCCAAUGCGCACCACUCUGGCCAAAAGACUGACGUCGUUGUGAAUUGCACCGGCCUGGCAUCGAAAACUCUAGGAGGAGUUGUCGAUGACAAGAUGUACCCAGCCAGAGGUCAGAUCGUUGUAGUCCGAAAUGACCCCGGCGAAAUGGUUUCUGUGUCUGGAACCGACGAUGGAGAGGAUGAGGCGCUAUAUAUCAUGACCCGUGCUGCAGGUGGUGGCACAAUUCUUGGAGGGUCCUAUCAGAAGCACAAUUGGGACGGUCUGCCUGAUCCGAACCUUGCGAACCGAAUUAUGAAGCGAGCAAUCGCCAUUUGCCCCAAGCUUGUUAAAGAGGGAGAGGGAAUCGAGGGACUUAGCAUUAUUCGUCAUGGCGUUGGUUUGCGACCCCUCCGUGAUGGUGGCCCUCGUGUUGAGAAAGAUCAGGUUGACGGUGUGAAAAUUGUUCACAAUUAUGGUCAUGGUGGAUUUGGUUACCAAGCUUCGUUCGGCUGUGCAGCAGAUGCAGUGUCCCUGGUCAAGGAGGUCUUGCAGAGCAAGAAGCAUUCUAAGCUCUGA